AUGAUGCGCGGUAUAAAGUUUCUUUAUGUGAUAUUUUUGCAUGCGAUUAUCGCUGGUCCUCAAAUCAAUCUUCAUCAUACAAAUUUGGUAGACGACUCUGAGAAUGACAUUGGAACACAUCACCAUUAUUUGAUUGUGGAAGCUUCAACUGAGAAUAAACAUUAUUCUCGUCAAAUUACUUCUUACUGCUUGAGUGAAUGGCCAUCGAAAUGGAACAUACAAAAUAAUAUUCAUAAUCAAAUAUUUUCUUUUGCGGAACUCAAUAAGCAAAAUAUUACUAGUCAUCACUUGUACCUAUGGUGGGCACCAAUUGAUAUUAUAGAAAACUAUCAGUUAUAUUCGAAUCAACUAUCAAUUUCUUAUGUAAUAUCACAAGGGACACAGCUUGUCUACAAUUGUACAUUACCAUUGUUUGGUCCAUUGUGUCAAUAUUCAUUUGAUUACUAUGAAUCUGAUUAUUCAUCACUAGCUGAGAUGAUUCAUAAUUUUCAUCGAAAUAACCCAUACGAAUCGACUGUAUUUACAUGUUACACUCAUUUGAAAUGCAUUCGAGAUCCACAUCCAUCAUGUCUCGAUUGGAGUGAAAUCUGUAACAGAAAAGUAGAUUGUCUCGAUGGUGGUCUCGAGGAGCAAAAUUGUUGGCAACUGGAAAUCAAUGAUUGUGGACCUAAUGAGUAUAGAUGUGCCAAUGGACAAUGGAUCCCAUCUGCAUUCGUAAAUGAUGAUGCUGUAACUUCUGAUUGUCUUGAUGAAUCUGAUGAAAUGAACUUUAUCGCUAACAGACCCUAUCAGUGCUAUCGUGCUGAACCAACUAUUGAAUGCGAAGAUAUUAGAUGUUCCUCCCAAGUUUAUGGCAAAACGAAAAUUGUCUUAAUAUAA
Rotaria sp. Silwood2 is the source of this 879-nucleotide messenger RNA. The record is from the annotation of a GenBank genome assembly. Lineage: Eukaryota; Metazoa; Rotifera; Eurotatoria; Philodinida; Philodinidae.